Messenger RNA from Paramecium sonneborni, 1067 nucleotides. Lineage: Eukaryota; Ciliophora; Oligohymenophorea; Peniculida; Parameciidae. The record is from the annotation of a GenBank genome assembly.
GUAAAAUCUUUAAUUAUUAAUGGACAUCGAUCGACAUUUAUCAUCGCUACUUUCAGGAGGAUGUCUUCCAGAAAGAGAUCUCAAACUUAUUUGUGAAAGAGCAAAAGAAAUCUUUUUAGAAGAAUCAAAUGUAUAACCUGUUAAAGCACCUGUCAAUGUUUGUGGUGACAUCCAUGGUAAACUAUUAAAUAUAUAAAUAGGACAAUUUUAUGAUUUAUAAGCUUUAAUUAAAGAAGGUGGCGAUAUUCCUGAUCACAAUUAUAUUUUUAUAGGUGAUUUUGUUGACAGAGGAUAUAACAGUGUCGAAACUAUGGAAUAUUUACUAUGUUUGAAAGGUAAAUUUAAUUCUUAUUAUUAUUAGUUAAAUAUCCAGGAAAUAUAGUAUUACUUAGAGGAAAUCAUGAAUCAAGAUAAUGCACAUAAGUUUAUGGAUUUUAUGAAGAAAUCUUAAGAAAAUAUGGUAAUAGUAGUCCAUGGAGAUUAUUUAUGGAUGUUUUUGAUUGUUUACCAUUAGCAGCUUUAAUUGAAGGUUAAAUAUUAUGUGUACAUGGAGGAUUAUCUCCUGAAAUGAGAACUGUUGAUUAAAUAAGAACUAUAGAUAGAAAAGUAAUUUAUUAUUCAUUAUUUUUAGAUUGAAAUUCCACAUGAAGGUCCAUUUUGUGAUUUAAUGUGGUCAGAUCCAGAAGAAGUUGAAUAUUGGGCUGUUAAUUCAAGAGGAGCUGGAUAUUUAUUUGGUGCAAAAGUAACAAAAGAAUUUUGUAGAUUAAAUGAUUUAACAUUAAUUUGUAGAGCCCAUUAAUUAGUAAUGGAAGGUUAUAAGUAUUGGUUCCCAGUAAUUGUUAUCAAUUAAUUAUUUAGGAUUAAAAUUUGGUUACAGUAUGGUCAGCUCCAAAUUAUUGUUAUAGAUGUGGAAAUAUAGCCUCCAUUCUUUGUUUGGAUAAUUCUUUGUAACCUACAUGGAAAACAUUCAGAGAAGUUCCUGAAAGUGGAAAAAGCAUUAACCCAAAAAAUGUUCUUCCUUAUUUCUUAUGAAAUAUUUUAUUUAUAUAAAUACAUAAAUAUUUAAU